Vicia villosa (hairy vetch) is the source of this 694-nucleotide messenger RNA. RefSeq names its product agamous-like MADS-box protein AGL80. The transcript has a single exon. Gene Ontology annotation, molecular function: RNA polymerase II cis-regulatory region sequence-specific DNA binding; DNA-binding transcription factor activity, RNA polymerase II-specific; protein dimerization activity. Lineage: Eukaryota; Viridiplantae; Streptophyta; Magnoliopsida; Fabales; Fabaceae. Gene Ontology annotation, biological process: positive regulation of transcription by RNA polymerase II. The coding region runs from base 53 to 694 and encodes 213 amino acids. The record is from RefSeq and is a predicted model, not a curated record.
CAACUUUUCUUCUUUUUCUCUAUCAAUUUUCAUCUUAUUCUUGUCAAAAAUCAUGACUAGAAAGAAGGUGAAGCUUGCUUUCAUUGAGAAUGAUACUGCAAGGAAAACAACUUACAAUAAAAGGAAGAAGGGUUUAUUGAAGAAGGUCAAUGAAAUAUCAACCCUUUGCGGUAUAGAAGCUUGUGGGAUUAUUUAUGGCCCAUACGAUCCUCAACCUGAGAUCUGGCCAUCGCCGUCAGGAGUUGAAAAGGUGCUUACGAAAUUCAAGACAGCGCCUGAGUUUGAUCAAAGCAGAAGGAUGGUGGAUCAAGAGAGUUUUCUGAAACAAAGAAUUGGGAAGGCUGAAAAGCAGCUUAGAAGGCAAUGGGCAGAUAACAAAGAGAUAGAGACAACCAUGCUGAUGUUUCAGUGUCUCAAUGCUGGGAAGGUCGUGCAGAGCGAUAUGUCGAUGGAUAAUUUGAAUGAUCUUUCUUGCAUGAUUGAUCAUCAUUUGAGGAAGAUUGGUAGAAGGAUUGAAUCAGGUGAUAGUGAAAAUAUUAUUCAGCAAAAUGAAAGUGAAAGUCAAGUUAUGGCUGCUCAAAGCCAAGUCCAACUCCCCACGGCACCGCCACUGCUGCCACCAUCACCGCCGCCACUCCCAACCGCACCUGAUAAUGAUCAAAUUGAAAUGAUGAGUAGGUUGGGAUGGCUAUGA